GUAUUAUUGUACCUCCGCAGACUGAAGAACUUACACUCUCCAAUUGAGCAGCCGUCAGAUCGGCUAGCAGCUAGUACCGCCUUGGAAACGCCUACACGGUGUGUGUGUGGGGGCGUAAUGUAUGUUCGUGCCGCCCCCCUCUGCGUUGAUGGUGCUGUCCCAGCGCGCCGCGUCGGAGGGGAACCUCUGCGUCAUGCGCACUGACGUCACGGGAUCUCCUAGUGUCAGAGCGCUGCGCUGAAGCUUGUGCUUAUCAACUUGCGAUCCUGGGGAUCAGCUGGUUCCUGGCAGCGCCACUUGCCUCCUCACAGCCCACAUGCGCCACAGCUGCCCUUCCUCUGGAGCGGAGGCACAGCGCGGAUACUGCAGCGGGGGCAGUGUGGAGCUUUGUUCCUGAACUCGCACACAGGCAGCUUGUGCUUCUGGGAGUGGGGAAAGCAGAAGCAUUUCGUUACCCGCCCCCCUGGCCUGGAUAGUGGCAGAGAUGGAGAGGGAGCUACCGGGAAACUGGCACUAGAGAAUUGCCUCAGCCCUGGGUGCAGGGACGGGAACAUUCGCUGGCGGCUAGUACGUGGAGGGGCUGAGACUGUCUCCAGGGUUUAUACGGGGUUGUGUAAUUUCAAGAACAUGACUGGUUGUUCCUAUUGAUUGAUAAUUUUACUGACUCUUUGAGAGAGUAUCAAGAAUGAGUAAUGAGUGGGGCUUAAAGACCAUCUUGUAAAUGUAUGUCUUAUCCGUAAUGGCAGAUCAUCCGCCUCCUCCACUGGACAGCACACCGCUCCUAACCACAGAGAUACCUCUACUCCCUGCACCCAUUGUUAAUGGGGAAGGAGGCCAACAGGUUAUUCUGGUGCAAGUUAAUCCAGGGGAGGCAUUUACAAUAAGAAGAGAAGAUGGGCAGUUUCAGUGCAUCACAGGCCCUGCUCAGGUUCCAAUGAUGUCACCAAAUGGCUCUGUGCCCCCAAUAUAUGUGCCUCCAGGAUACGCCCAGCAGGUAAUUGAGGAUAAUGGUGUGCGUAGAGUUGUAGUGGUUCCACAACCCCCUGAGUUCCAUACAGGCAGCCAUGCGGUCAUACAUCGACCCCCACCUCCAAUACCAGGAUUCAUUCCUCUUCCAGCUAUGAUGCCUCCCCCACCUCGACACAUCUACUCACCAGUGACUGGAGCAGGAGAUGUGGCCUCCCAGUAUACCCCACAGUAUCAUGCCGCACAGGUAUAUGGAGAUCUCGAUACUCUUUCUACGCAUGGACGAUCUAACCUCAGAGAUGAAAGAUCCAACAAAAUACAUGAGAGGUUGCAGAAAAAGCUCAAAGACAGACAUGGAGUACAGAAAGAGAAGCUUAACAGCCCCCCAUUCUCACCCAAGAAAAGCACUUCUCCAAUAAAUGAAUCAAAUGGACUUGUAAAAGGCCAGAAUUCAGGCUUAAAUACAGGGCAGACAAAGAACAAGCACAAAGGGAAAGGUGGCUCUCCAGGGGAGACAGAAAUACAAGAAAAAGAUGAUGAAACAAAGGCACUCGAAGCACUGCUCUCAACGGUUUCCCAACCUGUGGUAUCCGAUAUCCAGGCCAGGUCUGUAACAUUAUCAUGGUCAUCACCUUCCAGCCUUAUCAGUGAGCAGAAUGAUGGGACAUGUAGCCCUGAACCAUACGCUUAUGAAAUCCUGCUGUCGAGCAGUGGGAAAGAUGGAAAGUACAAGGUUGCUUAUAGUGGAGAAAAGGCCACUGUUACUAUGGAUGACUUGAGACCUGCAACUGAUUAUCAUGCACGAGUUCAAGCGGAGUCGAACUGUGUAAAGGGAAACUUGUCAGAAGCGGUCAGUUUCACUACACUUUGCUGUGAACCAGACACACCAAAUAAUCCACGAAUAACUAAUCGGACCAAAAAUUCACUCACUCUCCAGUGGAAGGCAUCAUGUGACAAUGGCUGUAAAAUAGAGAACUAUCUUCUGGAAUGGGAUGAAGGGAAAGGGAGCAAAGAGUUCUGCCAGUGUUAUUAUGGACCACAGAAGCAGUUUAGGUUAACAAAGUUGUCACCAGCUAUGGGAUACACAUUCAGACUUGCAGCAAAAAAUGAUAUGGGCAUGAGUGGUUUCAGUGAAGAAGUUUUCUUUUACACCUCAGGCAGUGCUCCUACCAUGCCAGCAAGUCCGACACUAAAUAAAGCAGGAAUUAGUUGGUUAUCCAUGCAGUGGACUAAACCCUCAGGUACACCAUCUGAUGAAGGAAUUUCUUAUAUUUUGGAAAUGGAAGAUGAAACUUCGGGAUAUGGAUUUAAGCCAAUAUACAAUGGUGAUGACCUUACAUUUACAGUGAGAAAUCUGAGAAGAAGUACAAAGUAUAAGUUUAGGGUCAUUGCAUAUAACACUGAAGGCAAGAGCAGCCCAAGUGAGGUGGUGGAGUUUGUGACUUGUCCAGACAGACCAGGAGCACCCUCAAAGCCUUCUGUCAAGGGAAAGGUCCAUGCACAUAACUUCAGGAUAGUAUGGGAUCCACCUAAGGACAAUGGAGGAGCAGCAAUCACAAAAUACGUUAUGGAGAUGUCUGAAGACAGCAAUGGAAACAAGUGGGAUGUCGUAUACAGUGGAACAGCUCGAGAAUACCUGUGUGACCAUCUGAGUCCAGGCUCUUCUUAUCGCUUACAAGUCCAUUGCAUCAGUGAUGGAGGGAAGAGUCAGGUAUCAGAUACACUGUUAGUUCAGACUCCAGCGGUGUUCCCUGGGCCAUGCCAGCCCCCCAGGCUCCAAGGCAGACCAAGAGCAAGAGAAGUGCAAAUGAAAUGGGCACCACCGCAGCUUGAUGGUGGUUCCCCAGUCACGUGCUACAGCCUGGAGAUGUCGUCUUCUGAUGCCAGUGAGCAUAGAGAAGUCUACCAAGGACCUGAACUGGAAUGCACAGUGGCCAGUCUUCUUCCAGGGAAGGCGUACAGCUUUCGAGUGCGCGCUGCAAACAAAACUGGGUUUGGUCCAUUCUCUGAAAAGUGUGAAAUGACAACAGCUCCAGGACCACCAGAUCAAUGUAGACCUCCUCAAUUAACAUGCAGAUCUGCAACCUGUGUCCUUAUACACUGGGAGGCCCCCAACAACAAUGGAGCUGAGAUUAUGGAGUACCGGGUUGAAUGGGGAGGCAUGGAAGGGUGCAUGCAGAUCUGCUACUGCGGGCCUGGUUUUAAUCAUGAAGUUAAAGGCCUUUCGCCAGCAAUUGUUUAUUACUGCAGGGUUCAGGCUGUAAAUAUUGCUGGUGCGGGCCAUUUUAGUGAUGUGGUUGCAUGUUUAACGCCGGCAUCGGUCCCCGCUGCUGUGACAAGUUUGUGGGGAGUAAAAGAAGAUGAAGUAAACAGUUCAAAUUACUGUCCUUCCACUUGCCUUGCAAUACAGUGGGAAAAACCAUCUGAUCAUGGUUCAGAGAUUACCACUUACAGCAUAGACUAUGGGGACAAGCAGCCGAUUACUGUUUACAAAGCAACAAGCUACAUUCUAGAUAACUUACAGCCAGACACAACAUACAGAAUACGGGUUCAAGCCCUAAACAGCUUGGGAGCUGGUCCUUUCAGCCAUUCUGUGAAACUGAAAACCAAGCCACUACCCCCAGAACCACCUCGACUGGAAUGUGCGGUGUACAGUCACCAGAACCUUAAGCUGAAGUGGGGAGACGGUGCAUCCAGGGCAUUACCCACAGAUUCCAUUCAGUAUCACCUUCAAAUGGAGGAUAAGAAUGAAAGAUUUGUAUCCUUAUAUAGAGGACCAUGUCAAACAUACAAAGUACAAAGGCUCAAUGAGUCCACGUCAUACACAUUUCGUAUUCAGGCAUGCAAUGAGGCUGGUGAGGGGCCUUUUUCCUCGGAAUAUGUUUUUACAACUCCAAAAUCACUUCCAGCUGCCUUGAAAGCUCCAAGAAUUGACCGAAUUAAUGAACAUACCUGUGAUGUCACGUGGGAGUCCUUACAGCCAAUGAAAGGAGAUCCGAUUAUCUACAUUUUGCAAUUAAUGGUUGGAAAAGACUCUGAUUUUAAACAGGUUUAUAAGGGACCUAGUACAUCAUUCCGCCACUCUGCCCUCCAGCUAAACUGUGAAUAUCGUUUCCGUGUAUGUGCCAUUCGCCAGUGCCAAGAUUCUGCAGGACAUCAGGAUCUCAUUGGUCCAUACAGUGCCACCGUCCUCUUCAUUUCUCACCGAAGUGAAACCCAAACCAGCACCAACAAAGAUACUGUGGAAACCACAAGGACAACACGGACGCUUAGUGACGAGCAGUGCGCUGCUGUCAUCCUUGUGCUCUUUGCUACGUUCUCCAUUCUGAUUGCCUUUAUCAUCCAGUACUUUGUUAUCAAGUGAGAGGAUCCUAUUUGACCUAAUCCCACCCUGCUAAUUUUUUUUUCUCUCCCCCUUUUUAAUUGCACAUCCCAAAUAGGUUACAAUUGUUUGUUCAGUAUGUUCCAUUACGAGAGGUGGCAGUUAGCACAGCAUUGAGACUUCAGUAGCAUGCCAUAUUUGCUAGCCACAAUACUAAACCAGUAACCUGCAAAAGAAGGCACAACGUCUGCUGCCAGGCAGAUCUCUAUACUCAAUGCUUUCACACUUACAAUCAUAACGGCUCCUUCCGUGGUGUCAGGAUGGCAGUCGAGCAAGGGUAACAUAUUUACAGAGCUAUUUUUGAAGGACACCCAAAGUGCUGCAACAAAACAUUUACAAAAGGGGGGGAUGCUGUGAAAGGUAACUUAGCGCUGUACUUCUACCUCCUCUGUGUCUUAACUUUACCCUUCUGCUGCCUGGUGCAUUGCUCACUCCUGCUGGCUGUGGAAGAGCUUACAACUCAGGCAGAGAAAUACAAAACUGGAAGUUCUAGAAUAGUCUAAAAAAAAAUGAAUUUAAAAAAAAAUGUUUAAAAAAAAAAAGAUUUUAAUAUUUUUUUUCGUCAGAAAAGUAUUGGCUGUAGCUGUUGAUUGUAUACUUAAUAAAGUAGGGCACGGAAUGGCAUCAUUCUGUUCAAUACAACACUGGGGAAAAAGGAAAUCAGGGCUAAUGAUAAGAAGGCAGACAAUAUAUAGUGAUUGGGAAUGAGUUUUUUCACCUGUUUGCAUCUUUUUUUUUUUUUUAAUUGAUGAAAAAUAGUCAUAUUUUUCCUAGUAAGGUGAAAAAUGAGGCACAGAUAAUGGCAAUUGCGAUGUAACAUUUCCUUUCAGUUCCAUGCCGGUGGCAUUGUCUGCUUUAAUAAAGCUAGGGCUCCCAAACUCCUGCUCUUCAGACUUUAGGCAACUGCAGUUCCCAGCAGCCUUAGCUGGAGGGUUACUGUAAGUGCAAAGCAAAGGGCCAGGAGUUAAGCUCCCUGCUUUUAGGCAUUAUGCCAAACCCCAGCCUCUCCAAAGGGUUAACCAGUAUCAUUUCCAGGGCUGUCUGCCGUGCAUUUCUCCCAGGUUCUGGGAACAACAUGGGGUAAAUCAUUAAGCCUUUAGCGCAGAAAUUCAGGUAUGUUCCAGCACUUUUAUCUAAAGCAUAUGUAGGAUAGGAUGCUGUCAUGUGUCCAUUGCAAAUAAGCUCCGUGCAUUGCCUUUUUUAUCCUCUCUUUUUGUUUCCCCUCACCAAAACCUAAUGACAGAACUUUGUAAUUUGCACCAAGAAACCUUUUAAGCUGCUUUAUUCCUUGAUAGAUAAAUGAAUCUGAUGUUUAUUGUUCCGUCUGUCAAGAUUCUGUACCAAAUUGUUGUUUGCAUGUAGUUACUGUUGCAUAGAAGCACUUUGCAUCAUUCCUUGUUCUGUGAGCUUGCCAUUCGUGAGUCGUUGGCCGGUCGGGCGGUCGGAUUGAUGUAUGAACAGCUGCGUCAGCACCCACAAACUGCCAGCUUCCUAAAGCUUCUCUCUUAACUCACACUGUUCUGCUCACCUUUCCUCCUCUUCCCUUUCUUUUUAAUUUAUUGUACCAGAAAUAGUGAUUCACUAAUCUUUCUUUUUAAGUUGUUUGAGGGUUUGCAUUUUUUUUUUUAAUUGAAAAUAAGCACCUCUGUCGGUUUAAACAGCUGUAUCAUGCUUUGAAGAUCUCCGAAGAAUCGUAACUACAAUAGAAGUGGGCAUGUAAUGUAAUCGUUUCUGUGUCAAAUUAUCUGUGAUGUAGAAUAUGUUUUGUUUCUUUUUGUUACAAGAAAUUAUAAACUUGGGUUUCUCCGAUGGUAAAAAUGCUCCGUCUUUGAAAUGUGAUGUGUGUUUACUUUUCUUUCAUAUAUAUAUAUAUGAUUUUUCCUUUUCCUCACUUUUUAUGUAUCAGCUAAACUGUUGUCACGGAACACAUUGAUAAUGAACCAAUUUUUUCCUAGAACAUUCUACAGUGCCAAGUUUGGCCAGUAUAAAUGAGGUUUGUGUGUAGUUGCCCAAAAGUUUCCACGCGGUUGAAUGUCUAAAUAUUAAAGAAAAAAAAAUGGAGCGUCACUGCAGCGACCCUGUUGUGGCCUAUGUUUUUCAUAGUAAAAAUUCAAAUUAAUUCCUAUUUUUGAUAGUAAAUGUCAUUUAAUAGUGUAUUUGCCAUUAAUCUCGGUGCAGGUUUCUGCAGUGAAAGGGGAAAAUAAAAAAGCAGAAAAUUUUUAAUGUAAACUUAAUUUUACCUCAUACACUGUACAUUCCAAAAGAAGAAAUAAACUCUAAACUUUUUAAAAUCUUAUAGGUACACUACCAAACAUAUCACUAUAAAGUGUGAAAUGUCGGACUUCAUACAAAGGAAAUAAAAUGUAUAAUCUCCUAUAAACUAUGUAGCAAAAAGUUCUGCAAAAAUCAGUGGGAAAUAAAAGAUGUAUCAUUCUUU
This is a messenger RNA of Xenopus tropicalis (tropical clawed frog), 6785 nucleotides long. RefSeq names its product fibronectin type III domain containing 3A (gene fndc3a). The coding region runs from base 722 to 4330 and encodes 1202 amino acids. NCBI's taxonomy places the organism in Eukaryota, Metazoa, Chordata, Amphibia, Anura, Pipidae. Gene Ontology annotation, cellular component: membrane. The transcript is spliced from 27 exons. The record is from RefSeq and is a predicted model, not a curated record.